Messenger RNA from Babjeviella inositovora NRRL Y-12698, 1428 nucleotides. RefSeq names its product putative Xaa-Pro dipeptidase. The coding region runs from base 1 to 1428 and encodes 475 amino acids. The record is from RefSeq and is a predicted model, not a curated record. Gene Ontology annotation, molecular function: metalloaminopeptidase activity; manganese ion binding. NCBI's taxonomy places the organism in Eukaryota, Fungi, Ascomycota, Pichiomycetes, Serinales. The transcript has a single exon.
AUGCCAGGUCCAGUCGAAUUACAGGGCAAAAAGUACCCAGCCAAGCAGCACGCGCAGAAAGUCAGAGGACACUUCCUCACCACCGUUAGGGGCCAAACCGAGGGCUCCGCUUCCUUCUUCCUCUCUGGUGAAAACUUGAAGUUGCACCCGUACAGCGACGAAAACCAGGUCAUGAGACAGAACAGGUACUUCUACUACCUCUCCGGUGUCAAUAUUCCGGGAUCCCAUGUCUUGUAUGAUUUGAAGGCCGACAAAUCCACUUUGUUCCUUCCGGAAAUCGACUUGGAAGAAGUGAUGUGGACCGGCAUGCCUAUGAGCAUCGAGGAGGCCCAGAAGACCUUCGAUGUUGACGAGAUCGUGUACGUUUCCGAGAUGGAGACCAGGGUUGUCGCCGCUAAGGCCCAUGGUAAGAUCUUCACCACCGACGUCAACGAAUGGAACCAGCACCUCGCCCAGCACCUCACCCCGGGCGACAAAGACUUCUUUCUUGCGUUGGACGAGUCCAGGUUGCUCAAGGACGACUACGAGCUCGCGUUGAUGCGCCACGCGGCCGCAAUCACCGACAACUCGCACUUGGCGGUCAUGUCCGCGUUGCCGGUCGAGAAGAACGAGGGCCACAUUCACGCCGAGUUUAUCUACCACUCCAUGAGACAGGGAUCCAAGCACCAGUCGUAUUCGCCGGUGUGUUGUGCCGGGCCACACGCCUCCACCUUGCACUACAUCAUCAACGAUGCCGACAUUGUGGACCAGAAGACGGUUUUGAUCGACGCGGGUGCCGAGUGGAGCAACUACGCUUCGGACGUCACCAGAUGUUUCCCAGUGGACGGCCACUGGACCAAAGAGCACCUUGAGAUCUACGAAGCGGUCUUGGACAUGCAGAGCCAGACCAUGGCGUUGAUCAAGCCGGGCGUCUCCUGGGACGACCUCCACUUGUUGGCGCACCGAGUCUUGAUCCAGCACUUCUUGAAGUUGGGGAUCUUCAAGGCAGAGUUCUCCGAGCAGCAGCUCUUUGAUUCCGGCGUCUCUGACGCCUUCUUCCCCCACGGUUUAGGCCACUUGUUGGGGAUGGACACCCACGACGUGGGCGGCCGUCCUAACUCCGAAGACCCGCACCCAAAGUUGAAGGGCUUGAGAUUGCGUCGUACCUUGCAGGCCGGCAUGGUGCUUACUGAUGAGCCGGGUAUCUACUUCUCGCCGUUCCUUUUGGAAGACACCUUGAAGGAGGACGGUGAAAUGAUCAAGUACAUCAACCGCGAUGUCGUGGAUAAGUACUGGUACAUCGGUGGGGUCAGAAUCGAGGACGAUUUACUUAUUACCGAGACAGGGUACGAGAACUUUACCAAGAUCACCAAAGAUCCAAAGGAGAUUUCCAAGAUUGUCUUGGAUGGGAUUGCCAAGGGGAGAGGUGGGUUCCACUGUAUUGUGUAA